Cyprinodon variegatus (sheepshead minnow) is the source of this 2539-nucleotide messenger RNA. It is a transcript of the gene dgkaa, whose product is annotated as diacylglycerol kinase alpha-like. Gene Ontology annotation, cellular component: plasma membrane. The transcript is spliced from 24 exons. Gene Ontology annotation, molecular function: ATP-dependent diacylglycerol kinase activity; calcium ion binding. The coding region runs from base 236 to 2425 and encodes 729 amino acids. The record is from RefSeq and is a predicted model, not a curated record. NCBI's taxonomy places the organism in Eukaryota, Metazoa, Chordata, Actinopteri, Cyprinodontiformes, Cyprinodontidae. Gene Ontology annotation, biological process: diacylglycerol metabolic process; lipid phosphorylation; intracellular signal transduction.
UCUCACUCACUCUCUGCCAUGAACUACUUCACCGCUUUCAGUCCCUCCGACCUGCCGUAUGAAGUUCCCCGGCUGCUCGUCUGAAAGGAGACAUUUAAAUAGACAAGAUAAAAAAAAAAAGAUUUAAAAGAAAAUCAGAGGAUUGGUACCCCGGGCUGUAGGGCUGCACUACGGCGAGCUCAGACACAGCGGAGCAUCGACAGCAAGGCAGGCAGUUAGUGCAGAAGCAGGCACCAUGUCCACCCCCACAAACCCAGAGGUGAAGGAACUGAACCCUGUCGACUUUAUCCAGCUUCAGCAGUAUAUCGAAUACUGCAGCCUGAAGGUGAAAGACGUGCUGAGGGAAUUUGAUAAAGAUGGCAGGCUGGCCCAGCACAGGCAUGGAGAGUGUAUCGAUGAGGAAGGCUUUCGGCAGUUCCUAAAGACCUACCUAGAAGUGGACUUCCCCUCAGAUCUCUGCCAGCGACUUUUCCGCUCCUUCCAAAACUCUGAAUCCACCAAGGAAGACGGCACAAAGGAAGUCUACCUCAAGGAUGUUUCAUGUUACUUCUCUCUGCUGGAAGAUGGCCAACCCAGGGACAAACUGGAGUUUGCUUUCAGGCUUUAUGACAGAGAUGGCAAUGGAGUCCUUGACAGCUCUGAAGUAGAUCGAAUUAUAGCUCAAAUGAUGCAUGCUGCCGAAUAUCUCGACUGGGACGUGUCCGAACUCGAACCGGUACUGAAGGACAUGAUGACAGCGAUUGAUGCCGACUGCAGCGGCACAGUGUCUCUGGAUGAGUGGGUAGAGGGAGGCAUGAACAACGUCCCUUUGCUCGUAUUGCUGGGUCUAAAGAUGACCCAAAAAGACGGGCAGCACCUUUGGAGGAUGAAAAAUUUCAACAAGCCUGUUUACUGCAACGUGUGUCAAAGCAUGCUGCUGGGUUUGAGGAAACAGGGGCUGUGCUGCACCUGCUGUAAAUACACAGUUCAUGGGCGGUGUGCUAACAAGAACCCAGCUCCCUGUGCCAGGACGUACGUAAAGUCAAAGAAAGAAACAGGGGUUCCAGUGCAUGACUGGGUGAGUGGGAACUGUGAUUCAAGAAAGUGUGAUAGAUGCCAAAAGAAGAUCAAGAGCCUCCAAGGUUUAACAGGGAAACACUGUGUGUGGUGCCACACGAUGCGUCAUGAUGAAUGUGCAGCCCUGGAGCCAACAGAGUGUACCUGUGGGACGCUCAGAGACCACAUCCUGCCUCCAUGGGCCAUAUAUCCUGUAAUAAAGGAAAGACCAAACAAUGUAAAAAAUGGCUGCUCAGGGUCUACAGAUGACGACCUCAAUAUUACUCCUGACGGACAAGUGCUACAGAUCAGCCCUGUGCCAAACACUCAUCCUCUUCUGGUGUUUGUUAAUCCUAAAAGUGGUGGCAAGCAGGGAGAAAGAGUCUUGCGUAAAUUUCAGUAUUUGCUGAAUCCAAGGCAGGUGUACAACCUUUCCAGUGGCGGCCCUGGAGCGGGGCUGAGUUUCUUCCGAGACCUGCAGGACUACAGAAUUUUGGUGUGUGGUGGAGAUGGAACAGUUGGGUGGAUUCUGGACGCAAUAGAUAAAGCCAAUCUGCCAGCUCAACCUCCUGUUGCAGUGCUUCCUCUGGGCACAGGAAAUGACCUUGCAAGAUGUCUGCGUUGGGGUGGAGGAUAUGACGGUGAAGAUCUGGCUCGUAUUCUGAGAGACAUCGAGAACAGCUCUCCGAUGCCGAUGGACCGCUGGAACGUGCAGGUUAUACCGGAUGAGAUCCAGGAGAAGGGUGAUCCAGUGCCCUAUGAGAUCAUCAACAAUUACUUCUCCAUUGGAGUUGACGCCUCUAUUGCACACAGGUUUCAUACAAUGAGGGAGAAACAUCCUCAGAAAUUUAACAGCAGAAUGAAGAACAAGCUGUGGUAUUUUGAAUUCGCCACUUCAGAAACCAUCUCUGCUUCCUGCAAGAAACUCAGUGAAAGUUUGACAAUAGAGUGCUGUGGCACUCCUCUAGACCUCAGCGCUCUUUCUCUGGAGGGGAUUGCUAUCCUAAACAUUCCCAGCAUGCACGGUGGGUCCAACCUAUGGGGGGAGACCAAAAAGGCAGAUACUAAGGGCCAGGCGAGUCAGGAAGAGCCUGACGUAAUUAUCAACCCGGAGAUCCUGAAAGUUACUUCUCAAGACAUCAGUGACCGCCGACUGGAGGUGGUUGGCCUGGAAGGAGCAAUGGAAAUGGGACAGAUAUACACCGGACUCAAAAGUGCUGUGAGGCUCGCUAAAACUUCACAGAUCACCAUCCGGACAAAGAAACCAUUGCCAAUGCAAAUCGAUGGAGAGCCAUGGAUGCAAUCUCCCUGCACGAUUCAUAUCACACACAAGAAUCAAGCAAGCAUGUUGAUGGGUCCUCAAGCCAAACCAUCAGGUUUCUUCAAAUAAAACUGACUCUCUUAAUGCAUGUUUACUCUAUAAUCAGGACUGACACUUUUUGAUAUAGAAUCAGUGUAUGAUCUAGUAUAUUUGCAUUAUCAGAAAGAAAAAGUGAUUUAACAC